Messenger RNA from Rhinichthys klamathensis goyatoka, 1556 nucleotides. RefSeq names its product alcohol dehydrogenase 1-like. Gene Ontology annotation, molecular function: zinc ion binding; S-(hydroxymethyl)glutathione dehydrogenase [NAD(P)+] activity. NCBI's taxonomy places the organism in Eukaryota, Metazoa, Chordata, Actinopteri, Cypriniformes, Leuciscidae. The coding region runs from base 75 to 1205 and encodes 376 amino acids. The record is from RefSeq and is a predicted model, not a curated record. The transcript is spliced from 9 exons. Gene Ontology annotation, biological process: formaldehyde catabolic process. Gene Ontology annotation, cellular component: cytosol.
UUGCUUCAUCCAUUUAAAACCAGAGUAUAAAAGCGAGUGCCAAAGAUUCAUCUCAGCAACGACUACAUUGGGAAAUGGCCACUGCAGGAAAGGUGAUCAAAUGUCGGGCUGCCAUUGCCUGGGAGCCCAAUGCUCCCCUGGUAAUAGAGGAAAUAGAAGUCGCCCCACCUCAAGAAGGAGAAAUACGAAUCAAGAUUGUAGCUUCAAGUCUGUGUCACACUGAGCUUUACCACCUGUUUGAGGCAAAGGACAAGCGAGGUUUUCCCACUGUCUUGGGACAUGAGGGCGCUGGUGUGGUGGAGAGUGUUGGACCUGGAGUCACUGAUUUCAAACCAGGUGAUAAGGUCAUUCCACUCUCGGUCUCUCAGUGUGGAGAAUGCAGAUUCUGCAAGUGUCCAAAAACAAACCAGUGCGACCGCAACUGGAUAAAUAAAUAUGUUGAUUUUAUGUCAUAUCCCACAACACGUUUUACUUGCCGUGGUCAGCCCAUCUUGCAGUUCACAAGCACCGGUACUUUCUCUGAGUACACCGUCAUGAACCAGAUUUCUGUGGCAAAGAUUCAUGAUGAUGCUCCACUCGACCGUGUGUGUCUUCUCGGCUGUGGCGUAGCUACUGGCUACGGCGCUGCUGUCAACACAGCUGGGGUUACACCAGGCUCUGUGUGUGCAGUGUUUGGACUGGGUGCAGUAGGUCUGGCUGCCGUCAUGGGCUGUAAAAACGCCGGAGCCUCUCGCAUCUUUGCUGUGGAUAUUAAUGAACAGAAGUUUGAGAAGGCGAAGGUCUUUGGUGCCACUGAUUUUCUGAAUCCAAAAGCAUAUAGUAAACCAAUCUCUGAAGUACUGGCAGAAAUGACCAAUGGAGGAGUGGACUUCUCACUCGAGUGUGUGGGAAACAUGGAAGUAAUGAGGAACGCACUGGAGUCGUGUGUUAAAGGUUGGGGUGUGAGUGUUAUGGUUGGCUAUACUGAUGCAGACUUUUCUGCAAAACCAAUUCAGCUCAUAUCUGGGAAAACCUGGAAGGGAACUCUAUUAGGAGGUUUUAAGGUCAAGGACUCUAUUCCAAAACUGGUUCAAGACUACAUGUCCGGCAAAAUAAAGGUUGACGAGUUUAUAACACACAAAAUGGAUCUGGAGGAGAUCAAUGAUGCCAUCAACCUCAUGAAAACUGGACAAUGCAUUCGAUGCAUACUGAAAAUAUCCAAAUGAGAAGCAAAUUAUCUUCACCCAACUUCUACACCAGUUUAAGACAGAUGGGAAUGGAUUGCACAGACUUAGCAUACAACCUUAAUACUACUUUAAUAUACUGUAACUAUUUCUGAAAGAUGUGGAACUAAAAUGAUGGAUUGAAUCUUGUACUCCAGUUCUGCAUGGCAAGAAAUUUAAUUGUUUCACCAAAAGCAACAACAAUUCAAUACAGAGGAACUUCUUGAAUUAUCUUUUCACCUGCUUUCAUAAGUCAUUGUUGAAAUUGCAUUCUGUUGUGAUUGCUUGAAGUUUGGCAUUUGUUGUACAUUAAAAAAACUAACAAGUCCAAAUAAAGGAGAAAAUAUACUUUAA